Messenger RNA from Penicillium odoratum, 3645 nucleotides. RefSeq names its product SH3 domain protein. Bases 1 to 3645 code for a protein of 1214 amino acids. Gene Ontology annotation, molecular function: protein binding. Lineage: Eukaryota; Fungi; Ascomycota; Eurotiomycetes; Eurotiales; Aspergillaceae. The record is from RefSeq and is a predicted model, not a curated record. The transcript has 3 exons.
AUGUCCAACCCGCCUUUCACGGUUCGAGCCAUCUUCGAGUAUGCUUCAGGCCACGAUGACGACCUUAGCUUCCCAAUCGGUCAGAUCGUAACCGUCACCUCCGAGGAGGAUACCGAGUGGUACAAUGGCGAAUACACAGACAGUUCGGGAGUCAAGCAAGAGGGUAUCUUCCCCAAGAACUUCGUCGAGCGAUAUGAACCUCCAGCGCCCCCGCGGCCGGCACGCCCAACCAGACCGAAGAAGGAAGCCGAGCCUGCACCGGUGGUAUCUCCCGUGGCUGUUCCCGAGAGCCCAAUCCAACCAGAACCCGAGGUAACGGCGCAGCCCGAGGAACAGGAGGAACCCGAAGCAGCUCCCCAACAAGUCCCUGCUCCCCAGUCGCCGGUUCUACCUCCUAACCCGCCUGCUCCCGCUCCAGUUGCGGAGGUUCCAUCAUCUCCCCGUCAGUCUGCUCCGGCCCCCGCUCCCGUUGCUGCUGUGGCCCCCACCUCACCCCCAGCGAAGGCAUCUGCAAAGCCACCACCACCGGAGAAGCCCGCAGGGAACUCAUUUAAAGACCGCAUUGCUGCAUUCAACAGGUCUGCUGCCGCGCCAAUUGCCCCUAUCAAGCCUGGUGGUCAACAGCCGUCCUCUUUUGUUAAGAAGCAGUUCGUUGCUCCACCUCCAAGCAAGGACUCAUUCGUGGCUCCACCGCGGGAGCCUGCUGCGAAAGUUUACAAGAGAGAGGAGGAUCCAGAGGUUAAGGAACAACUCGCCCGGGAAGCUCCUAUCUCUGAAUUCCGACCCCCGCCCCCGCCAGCACAGGAGUCUGGGGAGGGCGCGGAGGAUCAGCCAAAGCCUACAAGCCUGAAGGAUCGGAUAGCUCUUCUUCAAAAGCAGCAGCUUGAACAAGCGCAGCGCCACGCCGAGGCUGCUCAGAAAAAGGAAAAGCCGAAGCCCCCAAAAAAGACCGUCGAGCAGCCCGUUGAGCAGCCUGUGGAAACUGCCGCAGCUGAAGAAGACGAGGAGGAAGAACAGGCGUCUCCUCCUAUUGAGCCUCCGACAGCUCCUCGAGACCCCAGUGUUGAUACUUUGAGAGCUAAAGCUCACCACGCUCUGCCCACUCCGUUCUCACCUCAAGAAGAGAUCGCCAGCGAAUCGAAUGACGCCGACUAUUCUGCCGCGGCAGACUCCGAGGAUGCCGGGGAGACUUCCACCAGCAGAGAUGACGAGGAGGAGCAUCCUCGUCAGGCUCCAGCCCCGCCGGCUCACGCUGAACAGAAGGAUGAAUCGGAGGAUGCCGACGAAGAAGAGGAGGAGGAGGAAGAGGAAGAAAUGGACCCUGAAACCAAACGCAGAAUGGAACUUCGCAAUCGAAUGGCCAAGAUGAGUGGUGGCAUGGGUAUGAUGGGACUUUUCGGUCCCCCAGGUGGCUUGCCGGGCAUGGGUGGCAGCGCCCCUGCCGCUCGCAAGCCUAAGACUCCUGGCGAGUCAGAAAAAAGGCUUGCUGAGCCUGAGCCGACAUCCCCAGGCCAUGCUCCUCCAGUUCCAAUGAUUCCCCUUCCUGGGAUGAGCAUUGGUGUCAGACCGGGUCAGCCUGUCGAAGUUGAAAAGGAAGAAGAGGAGUCUUUGGCAACUCCUAUCACUGAACAACAUGCCCCACAGGAGGUAGCGGAUGUCGAAGAUGUUGUUCACGAAGGUGCUCCUCCACGUUCCUCUAUUGAUCGUCCUCCUAUUCCUCCUACCCGUGAACGGGCUGCUCCUCCUCCGCCCUUGGAAGUUCGACCUAUCCCACCUGCCCUGCCCACGGAGCAACUAGCCUCUCCUCCCCCGGUUCCAGGAGGCCGACCUGUCCCCCCUCCACCCAGGGCAUCUGGCAUGGACCCAGGUAAUGAAUCUGAUGAUGAGUUAUCUGUGCAUGCAGGGAACCUGUCUUUGGAUUCUGUUACGGACAAUGCCCCGGCUAUGUCUGCUCCCGCAAUUCCUGACACCAUUGACUCUCGUCGUUCCUCAACAUAUGACACUCCACCUCCUUUACCUCCGACAUCAACUACCGAAAAGAGAGCUAGUCGCGCACCUCCUCCAGUUCCAUCAAACCCACCUAUGCCACCGGCGCAGAGUCGUGCCCCGCCUCCACCACCUCCAAAUCAGCCACGCCGGCGCUCCACCGCGGAUAGUCGCGGUAGUGCUAUCUCCGCUCCCCGUCAGGCUGGAGACGAAGUUGAAGGAGAAGUGACAGAGUAUGACGGCGACUACGACACUGAUAUCGCGUCCGGUGUUAAGCACAAGGAUGCACUGAGGGCACAUGAGCGGGACUCCAGCUUUGAUGAGGGCAUGAUGACCGAUGAUUAUUCCCUUCAAUCCCCUCGCAGUCCUCCGGAAUCUCGUCCUCCUCCACCUCUUCCUCCGACUGCUGCGCCAAGAGGAGUCCCGCCUCUGCCUCCGAGUCAGCCUCCUCGCAGUUCUCGAGCUUCUAUUGAUACACCUCGAGGACCGCCUCCACCCCCACCGGGCCGAGAGCCAUCGUACGGCGGAGAUGACGAGUAUGACCCCUUCAAUUAUGUUGAGCCUAGACAUGGCCUGCCUACUCCUCCAGCCCCUCCCAGUGGUCGCCCAGAGGCACCCCCUCCUCUCCCUCCGCAGCCGCCAGUGAGAGAGAGCUUCGAUGAGUUAUAUGACGAAUCUCCAGUACAAAGUCCAACGACCGAGGCGCCGCGUAUUCCGAUUUCUCAGAAACGUCUAUCUCUGGCACCACUGCCUAACCCAAGCCAGGUCCUCCCAGCUAUGCCCUCGCCUUCUGCGGGUCGCAGCUCGCGCCCUUCUAUUGAUAUGACAAGGGGCCCGUCCAAUAUUCGGCGCUCCAUGGACGUUUCUCGUCCUUCCAUUGAUCAAGGCUACAUUGCUACCGACAUAGAUUACGCUGAGAGCACCCUCUGGUGGACUCAGCCUAACACCCCGCCUCCAUCUAUUCAAAAUCGAAAGGAUGUACUCUUCGAGGUUGAGGAAUCCUCCUCCUCGAAGCGCGGGGGCAAGACAACGGUGUCAAAGGAUAUUUAUAUCCUUUUCAUGGACUACUCCCAGACUGUUAUAGCAGCUCAGUUCGAUCCCAGGAACCCUGCAGAUGUUGCCCUGGAGCAACGCCAUGAACCACCUCCGCUUCAGCCCCGCCAGGACCAGUUGGAACAGGCACACAACCAAAUUGGUACCCGGAUAUCCGAUUCUGUUAACUCGUACCAAAACACCACCGUGGGAGACGGUACUCCCUUUGGUCUGGUUCAGCAUCUCCUGAAUCCCCUUGCUGAUGCAUUGCUUCCCGUCGGUACACGGGCAUACGGUGCUUUGGUAUACUCAAAUUUGGCCAAUGCGUCUGUUACACAGAAUGAUGAGAUCCGCGCGGGUGAUAUUGUGAGCUUCCGCAAUGCUCGUUUCCAAGGCCACCGUGGCACUAUGCACCAGAAGUACAGUUCCGAGGUGGGCAAGCCUGACCAUGUUGGUAUUGUUGUGGAUUGGGAUGGUACUAAGAAGAAGAUCCGGGCCUGGGAGCAAGGACGCGAAAGCAAGAAGGUCAAGAUGGAGAGCUUCAAGCUCAAUGACAUGCGUAGUGGCGAGUGCAAGGUCUGGCGAGUGAUGCCACGCAGCUGGAUCGGCUGGGAGAACAACAAAUAA